GUGAUGUGUACACCGUUCACUUAAUUAAAUUAUUUAAAAUAAUUUAUGGGAGCAGCCUAAAACUUUAUCAGAACAGGGGUGUAGGAUUUCCGCUAACGACAUCGUAUUCCGCCUUAACAAAACUUCCCACAUACAAUACUUUAUCGUCUCAGCGGUAUAGAGAUUUGCGAUUUUCAUUUGUGCCGCAUUCUUCCAGCCCUAAUUCCUGACUCUCGCGGAUUUCUUUGAACAAAUCAAUUUCGUUAUCGGUUGAUAGAUUCCUCUCCGAUAAGAAACCGGAUUUAAUUCGGUCGAUUUUCAUCGAUGGUGGAGUAAUUUGGUUAAGGCGGCUCAACCCUAACUGCUUUCCGCGCUGUUGAUUCCGCGUGCUUUCUUCUUCAAUUCGGCGAUCGAAUUGGACAAUUGGCGGAGCAUAUGCGGAGCUAGAAAUCGUUCGCGAACAUCAAUUGGAAGAUUUGCUCAGAAGUUCACGGUUCGAGGCAGCGGCAACUCAGCGAUUCCCCUCGGCGUCUUCUGGAGGGAAAGAGAUUUUUGGUGUCUUUCCCCGAUCUGUCCGAUUUCCGGUCGUUUGGUGGUGUUUUGGAUUGAGAUCCAGAUCAGUUGUCUAUCGAUCCAAGUGUAAAGACGUCGAGCUGACUUUGGAUGUUUUUGAGUGCCUGAAGGAUUAGAAGGCCAUCAAUUAGUCGGUUUGAUUAAUAUUUCCUGAGUAAUUGCAGAGAAGAAGGAAAAAAAAGAACUUAUUGAGUUUCCGUUGUACUGUUAUUGUUUCCUUUUUCAAAUUUUGAAGUUGAAUGCCAGGGCUUUCAUUUUGUAUUUUUUGACGGCCUCUAUUUCUGUUUGUGUUGUUUCUCUCUGAAAUAGAGGGUGAACAUAUACAAAGAAAGGCGAAACCAUAACGAAAUAUGGCUGUUUACUAUAAAUUUAAAAGUGCAAAAGAUUAUGAUUCAGUUCCGAUGGACGGCCACUUUAUUUCGGUGGGACACUUGAAAGAAAAAAUAUUUGAAUUAAAGCAUUUGGGUGGUACUGAUUUUGACCUCAUAGUCACCAACGCCCAGACCAAUGAAGAGUACCUCGAUGAAGGAAUGUUAAUUCCCAAAAAUACUUCAGUUUUAAUACGCCGAGUUCCUGGAAGGCCUCGCAAGCCCAUAGUUACUGCACCUGUUAGCGAGCAAGAAGAGUUGAAUGUUGACCAUAAUUCUGAAGAUGUUCAAGCUGUAAAGGGUAGCUUUGCUGUGGCAGAUCAGUCUUAUGUGAAAUAUGGUGAAGAUUUAGAAUGGGAUGAAUUUGGAAAUGAUCUAUAUGCUAUGCCUGAAUCUACCCCUGUCCCAUCCAGCAUCCCAAUUCAAGAUGCUACUCCUGUUAGCAAAGAGGAUGAGGAGAGCAAGAUCAAAGCUUUAAUUGACACACCAGCAUUAGAUUGGCAGCGACAACCUUCGGAUGGUUUCAAUGGUAGGGGUUUUGCACGAGGUGGCAGAAUGCCGGGUGGACGUGGUGGUUUUGUUCGAGGUGGAUUUGAGAAGAAAACACCACCACAAGGCUACAUAUGUCAUAGGUGCAAGGUGCCUGGGCACUUUAUCCAGCAUUGCCCUACAAACGGAGAUCCCAAUUUUGACAUCAGAAGGGUCAAACCUGCUACUGGAAUUCCAAAAUCAAUGUUGGUGGCCACCCCAGAUGGCUCUUAUGCAAUGGCGAGCGGGCUUGCAGCAACUUUAAAGCCAAAUGAGGCCGCUUUUGAGAAAGAAAUUGAGGGAAUGCCAUCUACGCGAUCAAUUGGUGAUCUUCCAAGAGAGCUGCGGUGCCCUUUGUGUCAAGAAGUAAUGAAAGAUGCUGUCCUAGCGAGCAAGUGUUGUUUGAAGAGCUUCUGUGAUAAAUGCAUACGUGAUCACAUUAUGUCGAGAUCAAUGUGUGAAUGUGGGGCGACAAGUAUUCUUGCAGAUGAUCUUUUGCCCAACAAGACCUUAAGAGAUACCAUUAAUCGGAUUUUGGAAUCCAAUAACAACAGUGGUGAAAAUGGUGGGAGUGCUUUUCAAGCCCAAGACAUGGAGUCACGAAAUCCACAAGCUAAGGUUCCAUCCCCCACACAGUCUGCUGCCUCAAAAGGACAGCAAGUGCCUGCACCACCACCUCAGCUGCAGGAAGUUCCAACAGUUGUGGAGACUGUUGAAGAAAAUAAGCCUGCUAUCAUACCCCUGAAGUCAGAGAAAGGGAUAGCUUUAAAAGUGCCCGAUGCUUCAGAAGCAACACAUGACUCAAGAACAGUUAAGGAAGCAGCAUCACAAGGAAGUGCUCCUUUGGCUGAUGAAGAGGUGCAGCAGAAACCAUUGUCUGGAGAAGCAGGCCGGAAGAAGAAAAAGAAGAAAAUUCGCAUGGCUCCUGGUGCUGCAGAGAUGCAGUGGCGGACUGGCCCAGACCUUGCUCCUGAGAAUUACAUGAUGACUAUGGGCCCUUCUGCUUUUAAUCCUGGCUGGAAUGGCAUGCAACCUGGAUUUGAUGGGUUUAUGCCGUAUGGUGGUGGUCCUAUGCCCUAUGGGGGUUAUGGAGUUAAUCAUAUGGACGUUCAAUUUGGGGGCUUUUUACCAUAUGAUCCAUUUGCAGGACAUGGUGGUAUUCUUUCAUACGGCCCUCAGAGGGACCUUUCUGAGUUAGUGGGAUACAAUGCUCCCCCACCUGUCAUGAGUAGAGAGGAAUUUGAAGCUCGCAAAGCUGAUUUGAAGAGAAAGCGUGAAAUGGAGAGACGUGAGGAAAGGGACUUUUCCAAAGAUAGGGAAUAUGGAAGAGAAGGGAGCAGUACAGUCAAUGUCUCUUCGAGAUCCAAAUCUAGAUUGACCCCUCCACCGUCUGCCGCCGACCACCGCCUUCCAAGCCGCAACCGUCACUCGCCGGAGCGGCGCUCCCGGGACCCAGAGCUUCCCCGGCCAUCUUCCAAAAAGAAGUCCGACUAUGAGCAUGACGAUCACCACCACCAGCAGCGCCGUCGUGAGUAUCACGAAGAAACCAACCGCGACAAGGAUCACCACCGCAGCAGCAGCAGCAGCCACCUUCGCCGCUCGCAGUCGCCCACAGAAGCAGCUGCUGCGGCGGAGAAGAAGCAAAAGGCGAGCGUCUUCUCCCGCAUCAGCUUCCCAGCUGGUGGCGAAUCAGCUACCAAGAAAAGAAAGGCCUCUUCAACUGAUGUGGCUGCCGCGAGCCACCGAUCGUCGAAUGGGCAGCAUGAAGAGCACAAGGCAGCUACUGGAUCAAGAAAAGGUGGCAGUGCUGCCGUUUCUGUAGAUCACGACAGCAGCGAUGACGAGAGGCAUUUCAAGAGGCGGCCGUCGAGGUACACCUCGUCGCCUCCGCCGGCUGCCUCGGCGGAGGAGGAGCACCGCCACUCUAGACGGGAGAGAGAUCGCGGGGUGUAUAGCAGCAGCAGCAGCAAGCGUAGAUAAUUGUCAGUGAUUGGACACCUAUGUUUUAAAGGAGCUUUGUCUCCCAGCUUGCUUUGAUAAUGUAAUAAUGAAUGAUUUACGACUGGGUUGCCAUUUAAUGAAGAUGAGCAUGUUUCCUAAUCA
Salvia miltiorrhiza (redroot sage) is the source of this 3551-nucleotide messenger RNA. Its product is annotated as E3 ubiquitin ligase PQT3-like. Bases 903 to 3428 code for a protein of 841 amino acids. Gene Ontology annotation, cellular component: nucleus. NCBI's taxonomy places the organism in Eukaryota, Viridiplantae, Streptophyta, Magnoliopsida, Lamiales, Lamiaceae. The transcript has 15 exons. The record is from RefSeq and is a predicted model, not a curated record. Gene Ontology annotation, molecular function: zinc ion binding; ubiquitin protein ligase activity. Gene Ontology annotation, biological process: protein ubiquitination; mRNA processing; ubiquitin-dependent protein catabolic process.